AUGGCUUACUCAUUAACCAGGAAGCUGCUAAAGGACUGGAAGUAUCUUAUGCGCCAUCCCGAGAAGACCCAAGGCCUAUUUCAUGUAAGGCCACAUGAUUCGGACUUACAUCUUUGGCAUGUGGUAUUGUACGAACCUAGGACUUCUUUGGAAGUUUACCUACUGCUCUAUAUCGGAGGAGUUGACCAGGAUCCGUAUAUCAUCAUGAAAUGUUUGUCUCCAAAUUCUUGCUUUCCGAUGAAUAGGACAGUUUCGAUGACGCAUUUGAACCAUCUUUUAUUGAAAGACUUGGGACUGCAAGAUUUACUUUCCCAUAUAUGGCAACCACUUUUUCAUAUUCAACUAACAGGCGAUUUGCAGUAUACACCUUCGGUGGUGAAAUUUAAUAAAGCGUGGAAUAGGAUCAUUUAUAAGGAUUUUAAGUCUUAUUUUCCAGAGUUGACAGGCACUCUGCAAUCGGGUGACUAUUCUAUAGUGAAGAGCUAUAUUAAAAAUCAUAGUAUUAGUAAUAGUAAUAGUAAUACUGUUCAUGAAUUCAUAUCAUUCUACAACGCUCAAAAUCAUAGCUUUCACUCACAGGACAACAACAAGAAUUCUCACAGUAACAGCAGCAUAGCCAAUACCAGUAUAUCAUCUAAUUUUAGUAACAAUAGCAAUAGCAAAAAAGCACAUACCUACAGCACCAUCGACUUCAUGACCAGAAAACUACUAGCAUGUGAUGACGACGAUAUUCAUUCAGUCGUUAGUCCUAAAAAGUCAAGAACAUCGUCAUUUUUGGAGGAAUUGAAUGAUAAUGGAAAUAAUGAGCAUCACACAAAGAGAAAAAGAACCUAA
Saccharomyces mikatae IFO 1815 is the source of this 834-nucleotide messenger RNA. It is a transcript of the gene UBS1, whose product is annotated as Ubs1p. The transcript has a single exon. The coding region runs from base 1 to 834 and encodes 277 amino acids. Lineage: Eukaryota; Fungi; Ascomycota; Saccharomycetes; Saccharomycetales; Saccharomycetaceae. The record is from RefSeq and is a predicted model, not a curated record.